This is a messenger RNA of Aureobasidium musti, 300 nucleotides long. The record is from the annotation of a GenBank genome assembly. NCBI's taxonomy places the organism in Eukaryota, Fungi, Ascomycota, Dothideomycetes, Dothideales, Saccotheciaceae.
CCACAGACCAUCAUGUUCUUCUUUGGCCUUGGAGGCCUUUUCUAUGGUAAAAAUUCCUGCGACUCGAUUGGCAACCAUCAAGAGCUAACACAUGCACCCACUCAGNUCUCCAUCUUGCUGGUCAACGCAAUAGCUAUCCUGUCCGAGGAUCGCUUCCUCGCAAGAAUACAACAAGAGCCCGCGUUCGGCGGUCCUGCAGACAACACCAGCGUCAAGUCAAAAGUCAUCAACCUGAUCGCAUCCNUACCGCUGAUCGUCAUCAACACGCUGAUCAUCGUCUACGAACUCAUAUUGGGAUGA